Messenger RNA from Spodoptera littoralis (African cotton leafworm), 469 nucleotides. The record is from the annotation of a GenBank genome assembly. Lineage: Eukaryota; Metazoa; Arthropoda; Insecta; Lepidoptera; Noctuidae.
UUUUUUUAUGGUAUAAGCCGGUAAACGAGCAGACGGAUCACCUGAUGGUAAGCAAUCGGCGUCGCCCAUUGACACCUGGAACACCAGAGGCAUUACAAGUGCGUUACCGGCCUUUUGGGGAUUAGGAAUUUGAGGAUCGUUGGGGAUUUAAGAAUUGGGGAGAUUGGGGAAGGGGAGGGUUAUUGGGCCUCCGGUAACCUCACUCGCACGAUGAAACACAACGCAAGCAUUGCUUCACGUCGGUUUUCUGUGAGGCCGUGGUAUCACUCCAGUCGACCCGGCGCAUUCGUGCCGAAGCAUGGCGCUCCCACACUUCAAAAUAUUUUUGCAUGAUUUGCUCAAUAGAAUAAACACCUUAGUGUUAUUUACCAUAGCAAUCAAAGUCAAAGUCACAGCAUUUAUUUAGUAUCGAUUGAAUCGAAACAUUGAUUGCAAAAUGUUAUUGUUCACGGACAUAAUUUCUGUUGUC